Molecule: messenger RNA, 4725 nt
Organism: Symbiodinium necroappetens
Lineage: Eukaryota; Dinophyceae; Suessiales; Symbiodiniaceae
Source: the annotation of a GenBank genome assembly
AUGCUAGUUCGUGGGAACGUGGUGGAAGGCCGGCAAGGCCGGCAACUAUGCGGCAGGCCGAGAUGGCCAGCCACUGGCCAGAGAGCGAAUUGCUGUGGCCCGAGUCUGCAAGCGGAUAUCCCUCGGAGUGCCUUUUGGUCGCACUUCGUAGUCGGUAGCGUGGGCGCAGGUGGUGUAGCUGCGGGCUUGAGCCGAUGCAGCCAAAGACGGCACCACCAGCAAGCCAGGGCAAAGCAUCUGGCUUGCGUAGCUCGAGUUGCGGAUCAGGCGAAUGCUGUCAAGGGGUUUAUUGACUGGAUGGAUGCAUCAGGGAUCGUGACCUCGAAGAAAAUCGAAAUCUUGCCAGACCAAGAGGGAGGUCGGUGUGUGAAGAGUACUGCAGCCAUUCAGAAGGGCGAGGUGCUGGUGCAACUUCCCGAAGCAUCUGCAGCAUCUGUGGACAUGUCCGAAAAGUCUCCUGCACCUUCAGUGCUGGCGCCCUUGGCCGAGUGGUGGUCAGGAAAUCCUCGGAGUUCCAUUCGCCUGGCAGCGGUGCUGGUCUUCCAACGGGAGAAGUUUGGGCCAUACAUCGACAUGCUCUAUCCCAUGGAGAACAUCUACGCCCCAUGGUUGUGGGAGGAUGAGGAUUUGAAGUUUCUUCCUGACAAACUCGCUGCAAAAGCAGCAGCACGAAGGAGAGCGUUGGACAGUGCCUGCACAGACCUCAAGGCCAAAGGUCUUGCGGAGGCUGUGCCGGAAGAGUUAUUUCUGCGUGCUCACCAUGCCGCUGCUUCGAGAGCCUUCGCUGGCGAGGGCGAAGUUUCGAGUGCACGCACCGCUGCGUUGGCGUGUGGGGCGCUUGCUCUGACGGCUGCAGGAGCAGCUGCUGCAACAGGUGUGACCAGCCUUGAUGCAGCAGCUGGUGUUGGAGCGGUUGGAGUUGCGGCUUCUGGAGCAGUUGUGGCUCUGAGCGAGGACUCCAAGGUCUUGUCCCUGUUGCCAAUGAUCGACCAGAUCAAUCACAGAAGCGGGGCUCCUCCCGAUUUGCAAUUCGAUCCCGCCAGCAGACGGUGGGAGCUCAGGGCUCUUCGAGCGUAUAGCGCUGGUGACGAGAUUUGUUUCAGCUACGGCGACAAGGACAGCGACGCGUUGCUGCUGCAGCAUGGCUUCGUGGAAGAGGACAACGGGGCCGACAAACUGACGCUGUCUCUGCCAGCAGCCGGCUCGUACGGUUUGUCAGCGGAGGCCAAAUCAGAGCUCGAUGCGCUGGGUGUCCAGGAACUGGUCUUUGCCAGAGACGGCUCUCUGCAGGGCCUGACUGAGGAAGGUGCCAUGCGGAGACGGCAGCUCUCGGGGCUUGUCGUCGUUUUGUUUUGCUGUACAUGCUGGACUCGCUUUCUCAACUAUGGGGCCACGUCGCAGUCUUUCAUCCCGACGCAGACACGCACAUCUCGCGUCGUUCAGCGGGCGAUGUUGGACCUAGAUGAGAAGAGGGGGCCGGUAGUGGACAAACGCUUCCCCCCGCCAGAAGAUGUCUUCAAGUACCGUGGCCCAAAUCCCAAAGUUAGGAGGAACCGGAGACCGAGUGGUAUUGCAACACAGCAGCUGUCGCCACCGAAGAAGGGUGGCCUCAUUCCGUCAAGAGGUUCCAGGGUCUAUAUACGUCACACGGGCUGGACCGUUCAAGAUGGACAGAUGUUUGACAGUUCGUUCCUCCGGACAAAAGAGCCAGAGAUGUUCGAAGUAUCAGAGGUGCUCUCGGCCUGGCGUGCCGCGCUGCUGGAGAUGCGCGAGGGCGAGAAGACCAGGGUCUGGGUUCCAGCGUCCAGGCCGACUGAGCUGGAUUGGGGCGUUUACAGCGAACGCGGGCAGUACCCCUGGGUCUUCGACAUUGAGCUGAUCAAGGUCGAAGAGGAUCCGCCGUACUUUCUGAUAGCGUUAUUGGUGCUUCCCAUCAUUGCUGGAGAGCUGUACAUACGCAUCACUGGGAAAACGCCGGGCGAUGCACUCAAUGAGUAUUUAUAUGGUGACUUCCUGAAUGGCCUUACCCGGUGUGCCUUGGUGGCGUUACAGCACAUCUUCAGCCGCGGCUGGCAACUGAUGUGGUUGCGGCCACGCUGCGAUCUGCUGUUGCCAGCUGUUCAGCUUCUGACGAUGCAGAGGUGGCAAGAUCAGUGUCCUCGCCGGGCAUCGGUCGAGUUCUGCUGCGCCGGAUGCUUUGCACACUUUUUUGCGAAGUAUGCUGCGUGUUGCGUGGGACAUUUGUCCUCCUUGGAAUUGCAUCGCAUAUUCUCCAUUGUUUCACCUAUCAAGCAUGAGGAAACCAGCGAGAAGAAGGGGCAUGCAACACCUUGGUACUUGUAUGAAGUAGAAGGGAAGAUGGAGGAUCUUCUGGGCGUCUGGUCACGAGCUGUUUUAGAGGCCUCCCGGGCCGAGCGCAGCGCCUUUGCCUUGCAGCUAUGGCCGGCUGAAAGCAGAGUCGAAGCAGAGGGAGAUUCGGCCUGCACAUGUUGUGCCCGGCAGGCUGCAGUUGCGAGUGAACGACUCAGGGUCCGACACGGGGAAGAGCUCUCCGAAGAGUACACUUGCAGGAUUCCGAAGACGGAUGCAGAGAUCCUGAGAUUUUUCCUGUGCUUUCUUGCGGAUCAAGGUCUGUCAGAUGUUCCCGUCUUCAUCAACGGAGGAUAUGUCAGGGACCUGCUGCUUGGCAAGGAGCCUGAUGAUCUCGAUCUGACCCUUUGCCUCCGGGACUGCGCGCCCGAGGUAACGGUGGCAGCGCUCCUGGAUGAAAUGAAGCCGUACGUUGAGCAGAGGCCGGAGUUUGGCCUCACAGAGUUCAAGAAUGCGACCAUUCUGUCCAAUGAGUCCAAAGAUAAGCAGCUGGAUACCUUCAAGGCUCACUUCACGAACACUGCUGGGGUCAAGACCGAGGUGGACGUGAUGCCUACGAUCGGGGAGGAAACGUACUCAGAUGACAACAGGGUGCCGGUCCGUGAUCAGCGUGGCCUCCCCGAGGAAGAUGCACUGCGUCGUGACCUGACCAUCGGUGCCCUGCUUAUGCGUGUGCGCUCCUCUGAAAGCAGCACGGCUUUGCGCUAUGAGCUCUUUGACUUCUAUGGUGGAGUCACCGACAUCGAGCGCGGAGUCCUGAGAUCUCCAUGCCCAGUUGACAGGCAGCCUGCCGAGGUGGAGGAGGUGGUGCUGAGAACGCCGGAAGAGAAGGAGCUCGCCAAGAGCCUGGGGAUUCACGACUUGCCACCUGACGAAGCUGUACAGGUCUUGUGGUGGAGCAAGGUUCUGAUAGAUGACCCUUUGCGAAUUUGCCGGGCUUUGCGCUUCGCCGCGAAGUUCAAAUUUAAGCUGCAUCCGGCGUUCUGGAAGGCUGCACCCUUCGCGCUUGAGCCAUUGAGAACGAAGGUGGCUGGAAGCCGAAAAUUCACCGAGUAUCAGAAGAUUGGAGGGUAUGGAUUCAAAGCCUGCUUCGAAUUCUUCGAUCUGGCCUUCAGCUAUACCUUCGGACCUGGCGAGGGCUGCUCGCGUCUGGCCUCCGCCCUUCUGGGUGGGCAGGACGACAAAGCAAAGCCUCGGAUGCUUUCACAGGUUCAUUCUUUCGAUCGAGACUGCUUUCGCACACUGGCUGAUGCAGUUCAACCGUGUGAGGGGCAGAAGCAUGACGGAGUUGAGCUUCUCGGGGAGCUCAUGGUUGCGGCGAUCGCCGCUGCUCGGUUCGAGGCCGAGGGAGAUCCUGUAGCCGAGUUCACCACCGCCUGCGAUGGCAUGUGCGUGAGCAACGCCAUGCGCGAAGCGGGUCUCACCCCGCUCAAUGCUUCUAUCGCGAUGGCGGCGGAAGCACCGUCAUUGAAUGCCUUAGACAUGCAUGUGGCCGAUGCAUGCGGCAUCUCACUGGACAGCCUUGGCCGACAUGUCCAGGUUUGGGAGGCCAUGCAGAUCUGCAACUCGCGCACCGGCCCCGAAUAUGCAACCCCUUAUCGGCGACAGUUGGCCCUUGCAUUGUUGCGGCUUCGGGUACCAGACAUGGCAGCAGAAGUGCAAGCUUGCUUUCAGGCGCUUUCCUUCAGCCGACCACCUGUGCGUGGGACAGUUCUGAAUGCCAAGGGUGUGCUGGAGGUUCCGCCACCUCUGCGGCGGCAGGUCAUGCUCCUCUUCGAAGUCAGCACGCGGGUGCUGAAGUAUGCAGCGCCCGUCGAGGCGGGCGAAUCACUUCAACAGCUGUUCGACGCGCAUCCAAAGCUGAGGCAAGCGUUCUCAUCUUCCGUAUGGAUGGCAGAAGAUGGUAAGACGUUGAAACGCGAGCUUGGCACUUGGGCACCUUCCAUCGAUGAUUUACGAGUUUGGUUGAAGGAGAGGCAGACGGAGCUUCAUGUGCCUCAAGCUGUAAGCUUUUCCAGCUUCACUGCAGAGCUGACAUGUUCUGUACCUCCAGCAACAUUCGUUCUUAGCGAAGCAGGAGGUUCUCUCAACAUCUCUUCGCACCUCUUCUGUAGUCUCCUUGGCGUUCAGCGCGACGGCGUUUCAGGGGAAAGUUACUUCUGCUUUAUUCUGGUCUUGUACUUCGCAGCUUGGAUUGCUACAUGCUUGCAACGAUGGCGCAAGGCACAGUCUGCCGAGCCCGAGAGCUCUGGGCAUCCUUACUCGCUGCAUAAGGGCCGUCUCCCUUUGCAAAUUUUGUACAUCGGACUAACUCGAAUCAGGCUGCAUGCCGCGUUGGUGCACGGAGCGCGGUGA